CGCAAUGUUUAGCCAGAGAGUCCCACGAAACACUUUCAUAAUAUCUUUUGGGUUUUUCUUCAUGUACAGUGCUUUUGAUUCAAUGGCAGACAUUGAAGAAAGUAUUAUUGAGGGUUUCAAAGCGGAUGGCAAUUCUUUUUCCGGAUCUGGUUAUUAUGUUUUGUCUGUCUUCAAUGUUUCGUUUGCAGUUUGUGCUUUUUUCACGCCAAUUUUGAUGGAGAUGCUCGGUUUCAAACCUGGACUGUUUUUAUGUUCAGUGGUCUUUACAUUGUUCAUGGCCGCACAUAUUUACCCUGUAACGAUUGUGGUGUACAGCUCGGCGGUUCUGAUUGGUUUAUGUACCAGUUUGUUGUGGUCGACAGGCUUCGCUCUUCUAUCAAUCUCAUGUUUGCAGGAACACAUAGCGUUAAACGCAACAAUUUUCUACCUAACUGCUCAACUGAGCUAUGCCCUAGGCAGUCUGUAUAUCUUUGUGGUGCUCUUCCUGGAUCCUUCAUCGGCUGACCAUGUUUCAAAUAAAAGUCGCAUUAUAUCAGUUUCAGGUUUCACCCUGUUCUCAACAGUUGGUCUAAUCACUUUUCAAUUAGCAUCAGUACCACAGAAUAUAACAUCAGGUCGUCGAUCUUAUGACUUAGCUGGCUUUAAGCAACUAUUGCUUCGUUCUUUUAAAACUGGAUUUGCUUUGGGAAAAGAUAUAAAUUUCACAUGUAUUUGCGUAAUAUUUCUAUUCACCGGACUAAGUCAGAGCUUUAUGACUGGAGUUUAUAACACAAGUAUUGCACACACUCUGGCUUUUAAUGGCAAUAAAGUUGACUCUAAAGCCAUGGUGGGUCUUUCUGGCGUUGCUCUAGGAUGCGGAGAAGUUUUAUCUGGACUGUUUAAAGUGUUUCUUUUAUCAAAUAGCUCCAAUAUCUCCCGUAGAAUGCGACUAUGCGUGGCUGCGUUUAUUACUUUCAAUGUUUCGCAUUUGUUAAUUUUAUUGAAUCUUCCCGAUGAAACUCCCUAUCAAGAUUCAUACGGAGAAGGGUAUAUUGCUUCUUCGCCAAACCCUUAUAUAGCGGUCAUAUGUUCUUUUCUAAUUGGUCUGGCUGACUUUGUAUAUCAGUCAGAAUUGUUUGCAACUAUUGGUGAAAUCGGAGGCUCAAACGAGGCGAUCACUGGAACGGCUACCGUGUUUUAUAGUUUUCUUCAGGGUAUAGGUGGCAUGUCUGCUUUUCUGUAUGCCGGAUCCACUGGACUGCUUUUCCAAAUCUCAAUCUUAGCAGCUCUGAAUUUCGUUAGUGUUUUAAUAUUUCUCUUCAGGGACAAGUCAAGUCAGUACCCAGAUCAAGGUUCAACUUCUCAAUUGCUCAGUGAAUCUGAAAGUGAGCAGGAAUAAAUUAAAAACGCCAAAAAUUUCAAUUUCAAAAGCUAUCAUGGUGCUAUAUUAAAACUUUUAAAUGUCAAUGAACGUAAUGAAGACUUCUAUAG
Molecule: messenger RNA, 1470 nt
Organism: Symsagittifera roscoffensis
Lineage: Eukaryota; Metazoa; Xenacoelomorpha; Acoela; Convolutidae
Product: UNC93-like protein MFSD11
Exons: 1
Coding region: 5-1378 (457 amino acids)
Source: RefSeq, a predicted model, not a curated record